AUGGCCUUAAAGGCAUGCGUGCUUAAAGAACUUUUUACAGAUGGCAAACAAGUGGCAGGGUUUCUGGCUAUAUUUUACGUGGUACCACAACUUCUAACAGACAUUUUCUACACGGUGGCUGUUGUCCGACUAAGAUUGGAGUUGCGCCGCGUGUCAUCUUUGGAAUCUGAAUCAAACACAGUAUCUGGCACCAAUCCGAGGCCGACCAAUGCGUCAUCCGCUAGCGUUAAACGCCAAACCAGGACACAGCGGCAAGUUCAAGGUACUAUUGGACUUAUCAUGAUGCUUUUUAACCUGUUCACUGUACCGAUGGCGGUGGUCAUGAUUAUGGAGAAUUCAGGGGAAAGGGAACGGAACAUGAGAUAUAUUGUGAGCGUGUUGUUUGUUCUCAAUUCGGCCAUCAACCCUUUAGUGUAUGCCUUAAAGAUUGGAUGGCUGCGACAGUCUAUUCGAGAUGUGUUUGUUGAGUGUAUGAAAGUUUGCUGCCUAUGCUUCACUCAAUCAAGUGACAGUGGGAAUAACAGCAACAACGGACACUAA
This is a messenger RNA of Mya arenaria, 540 nucleotides long. RefSeq names its product cannabinoid receptor 1-like. Bases 1 to 540 code for a protein of 179 amino acids. Gene Ontology annotation, cellular component: membrane. NCBI's taxonomy places the organism in Eukaryota, Metazoa, Mollusca, Bivalvia, Myida, Myidae. Gene Ontology annotation, biological process: G protein-coupled receptor signaling pathway. Gene Ontology annotation, molecular function: G protein-coupled receptor activity. The transcript has a single exon. The record is from RefSeq and is a predicted model, not a curated record.